CCGAGCGACCAACAACCAACUUCAUCAAACUCAACCGGUCCAUAUUCUCUCCACCAUGGUUGCUGAAGUUAUUGACGGGAACGCAAUUGCCAAGGCAAUUCGCGAGUCCAUCAACGCCGAAAUUGGCUCCAUCCAGACCGUCAACCCGCUCUUCAAGCCUUCGCUUACCAUCAUCCAAGUUGGCGCCCGCCCCGACUCGAGCACCUAUGUUCGCAUGAAGCUCAAGGCUGCUGAGGAGGCCAACAUUGUUUGCACCCUCCAGAACUUCCCCGAGGACAUUACCGAGAGCCAGCUCCUCUCUGAAAUUGCGACCCUCAAUGAUGACACCUCAGUACACGGCAUCCUCGUCCAACUCCCCGUCCCCGCCCAUAUCUCGGAGAUUGCCGUCACCAACGCCGUCGCGCCCGAGAAAGACGUCGACGGAUUCGGACCCCUCAACACCGGCGAGCUCGCCAAGCGGGGGGGCUCCCCUCUCUUUGUGCCCUGCACUCCCAAGGGUAUCAUGGUCCUGCUUGAGAAAGCUGGUGUUGAGCUUGCUGGCAAGCCCGUCGUCGUCCUCGGACGCAGCGACAUCGUCGGCGCUCCCGUCGCCUCGCUCCUCCGCAACGCUGACGCGACCGUCACCGUGUGCCACUCGCACACCGAGAACAUCGAGAAGUACCUCAAGGAGGCCGACGUCGUCGUCUCUGCCAUAGGGAAGCCCCAUUUCGUCAAGGGCGAAUGGCUCAAGCCUGGUGCGGUCGUCAUCGACGUCGGCACAAACUACAUCCCCGACGCGACCAAGAAGUCUGGCCAACGUCUCGUCGGCGACGUCGACUACGAGUCCGCCGCUGCUGUGGCCUCAAAAAUCACCCCCGUGCCCGGUGGAGUUGGUCCCAUGACUGUCGCCAUGCUUUUGCAGAACGUCGUCGAUGCUGCUAAGCGCUACUACGCCGAGCAGGCCAAGCGCCACAUCACUCCCCUGCCCAUCAAGAUCCUCGACAAGGUCCCCAGCGACUUUGAGAUCUCGCGCAACCAAAAGCCCAAGAACAUCCGCGUGCUCGCAAAGGAGAUUGGCAUCACCGAGAACGAGCUCGAGAACUACGGCGCCUACAAGGCCAAGAUCCAGCUCUCGCUCCUCGACCGUCUCGCCCACCGCAAGAACGGAAAGUACGUCUUGGUCACCGGCAUCACGCCCACUCCUCUCGGUGAGGGUAAGUCGACCACCACCGUCGGCCUCGUGCAGGCGCUCGGUGCGCACCUCGGCAAGAUCGCGUUCGCAAACGUUCGCCAGCCGUCUAUGGGCCCGACUUUCGGUAUCAAGGGUGGUGCUGCCGGUGGUGGAUACUCGCAGGUCAUCCCUAUGGACGAGUUUAACAUGCAUCUUACCGGUGACAUCCACGCCAUCGGUGCUGCUACCAACUUGCUCGCUGCCGCCAUCGACACGCGCAUGUUCCACGAGCGCGCGCAGAAGGAUGGCCCGCUUUACAAGCGUCUCGUCCCGGCCAAGCGGGGGGUUCGCAAGUUCUCGCCCGUCAUGCUCCGCCGUCUGAAGAAGCUCGGAAUCGACAAGACCAACCCCGACGACCUCACGCCCGAGGAAAUCUCCAAGUUUGCCCGUCUCGACAUCGACCCCGCCACCAUCACCUGGCGCCGCGUGGUCGACUGCAACGACCGUCAUCUUCGUGGAAUCACGAUCGGUCAGGGUCCCGCUGAGAAGGGCCACACGCGCGAGACAGGAUUCGAUAUCACUGUCGCGAGCGAGUGCAUGGCCGUUCUCGCGCUCUCCAACUCGCUCACCGACAUGCGCGAGCGUCUCGGCCGCAUGGUUGUUGCCUCGUCCAAGUCUGGCGAGCCCAUCACUUGCGACGAUAUCGGCGCCGGUGGCGCGCUCACCGCGCUCAUGAAGGAUGCCAUCAAGCCCACUAUGAUGCAGACGCUCGAGGGAACCCCUGUCUUUGUGCACGCGGGCCCGUUCGCCAACAUCUCGAUUGGCGCGAACUCCGUCUUGGCCGACAAGAUGGCCUUGAAGCUUGCCGGAACCGAGCCCGGCGAGGACGAGGCCGAGAAGGCCGGAUACGUCGUUACCGAGGCUGGUUUCGAUUUCACCAUGGGUGGUGAGCGAUUCUUCAACAUCAAGUGCCGCUCGAGCGGGCUUGUUCCCGACGUUGUCGUCAUCGUCGCGACUGUCCGUGCGCUCAAGCUCCACGGAGGCGGUCCUGAUGUCACCCCCGGUGUUGCUCUUCCCGAGGUCUACCGCAAGGAGGACGUCGAGCUCCUUCGCAAGGGCUGCGCCAACCUCGGCAAGCACAUCGCCAAUGCCAAGCAGUACGGUCUGCCGGUCGUCGUCGCCAUCAACAAGAUGGAGACCGAUACCGAGGCUGAGAUCCAGUGCAUCCGCGAGGAGGCCAUCAAGGCUGGUGCCGACGACGCCAUCCCGUCCAACCACUGGGCCGAGGGUGGCAAGGGCGCUGUCGAGCUUGCCGAGGGCGUCGUUGCCGCUGCGAACAAGACGGAGGGCAAGGACUUCAAGCUGCUGUACGAUCUCGAGCAGUCCGUCGAGGACAAGCUCAACGCGAUCGCGACCAAGAUGUACGGCGCCGAGAAGGUCGAGCUCAGCGAUCUUGCGCGCGAGAAGGUCGAGACCUACACGCGCCAGGGCUUCGGCAACCUGCCUAUCUGCGUCGCCAAGACGCAGUACAGUCUGUCGCACGACGCCGCGCUCAAGGGCGUGCCUUCCGGAUUCACUGUUCCUAUCCGCGACGUGCGCGCGUCGGUCGGUGCGGGAUACCUGUAUGCUCUUGCGGCCGAGAUCCAGACGAUUCCUGGUCUGCCCACGCACUGCGGUUUCAUGGACGUCGAGGUCACCGACGACGGCGAGAUCGAGGGCUUGUUCUAAGCUGUCUUGUGUUGAGCGAUGUGAGGUGGAAGCCCAUUCAACUGUGACUUUCAUGCUCGAAAAAAAAAGAGAAAAUGAGCGGUGCUGUUUUGUACUCUGCUUGUGUUAAAUAUGUGCUCUUUGUUUUGAAAACUAUAACUUGUUAAUCUGAGGUCUUUCUUCAUGUGUUUAUAUGAUACUCUACUCUAGUCUACUACCAUAUUCUUUAUUCUGUUUGCAAAUCUGCUGUUUUUUUAUUUUGAAAAAGUUGGGACACGCGAUUUCAUUCAACUGGCGCAUUGGUCGAUUCUAUAUAUUUUCUUUUAUUUUUCCCCUUUUAUAUAUUAUAUUUUUAGUCGAAUGAAAUGCUUAUGCAGAUAUCAGAUAUCAGAUGGAUUGAAGGCGUAGUUUAG
Molecule: messenger RNA, 3270 nt
Organism: Myxozyma melibiosi
Lineage: Eukaryota; Fungi; Ascomycota; Lipomycetes; Lipomycetales; Lipomycetaceae
Product: C1-THFS protein
Exons: 4
Coding region: 56-2878 (940 amino acids)
Biological process (GO): tetrahydrofolate interconversion
Cellular component (GO): cytosol
Molecular function (GO): ATP binding; formate-tetrahydrofolate ligase activity; methylenetetrahydrofolate dehydrogenase (NADP+) activity
Source: RefSeq, a predicted model, not a curated record